UCUUAGCAUGCGCAUCUGUUUACCUCGAAAUUUGGCGCGACUGAAAACAUUGCUGAUUAAGGAUAUUUUGUCAAUUACCAUUUUGACGAUUAUUUAAGGCACAAAUCAAAAUGAGUGUCAGUAUGCUUACAGCCGGGGCUAUAAGGGACAUUGUCACAGGAAAGACGGUUGAACAACCAGUUCUACAGGUUUUGGGUCACAAGAAGAUUGCAGGAAGUGGUGGAUCUGCUACUGAGCGUUUUCGUCUUCUAUUGUCUGAUGGUGUAAACAGCCAAUCCUCCGCUAUGCUGGGCACUCAGUUGAAUUAUCUUGUCCUUAAUGGUGAGCUGGAAGAUAAUUCUAUUGUCAGACUGGACAAAUUCAUCUGUAAUACUAUCCCUCCGGACAGGAGAGUCAUGAUCCUGUUAGAACUGUCCAUUAUAAAACGAGGUAGUGAGGUUCCUGGCAAGUUGGGCAACCCAGUGCCAUUUAAGGGAACAGCUGCAGCAGGGGGAGAUGCAAACAGAAAUCCCCCACAGCAGACAAAUGAACAUGCUGCCAGUAAUGGAGCUCCAGCACAUAAGCCACAACAGCCGCAAAAACCUGCCCAGCAGAAUCCAUACAAUAGAGAACAAGCUCAACAGUCAACUGGACAAACAAAUAGUUUCUAUGGAAAAAACAAUGUCACACCAAAGGCAUAUGGAAAUAAUAAUCUUCCCCAGACACCAGGUGGCAGCACACCAAAAGUCUAUCCAAUCACUGCUCUUACACCAUAUCAAAACAGGUGGACAAUUAGAGCCAGACUGACCAACAAGUCCAACAUUAGGACAUGGAGCAAUUCUCGUGGAGAGGGGAAACUUUUUAGCAUGACAUUCACAGAUGAGAGUGGAGAGAUCCGGGCUACCGCAUUCAAAGCAGAAGUGGACAAGUUCUAUGAUAUACUGGAAGUGAAUAAGGUUUACUAUGUCACCAAAGCAACCUUGAAAACAGCCAACAAGCAGUACUCUUCAGUGGACAAUGACUACGAGAUGACCCUGAACAGAGACUCCCAGAUAGAAGAGUGCACUGAAGAUGUAGAUCUGCCAACUGUGACUUUCAACUUCACACCUAUAAAUGCAUUGGGCAACAUGGCCCCUAACACCACAGUGGAUGUGAUUGGUGUGGUCAAGUCCGUGGCAGAUGUUUCCACAAUCAUUGCCAAGGCAACACAGAAGGAGCUGAAGAAAAGGGAGGUUUCUUUGGUUGACCAAAAUCAGGUCAUGAUAAACCUCACCCUCUGGGGAGAAACUGCAGAAGGUUUUGAUGGUAGCAAUCACCCUGUACUGGCAAUAAAGGGUGCAAGGCUCUCUGACUUCGGGGGCCGUUCACUCUCCACACUGUCCAGUAGUCAGUUGAUUGUUAAUCCUGACAUUGAGGAGGCCCACAGGCUUAAAGGUUGGUAUGACAGAGAUGGACACAACCUGGACUUCCAACAGUACAGGAAUGAGGGGGGACAAGGAGGUUCAGGAGGCGCAACUAAUUGGAAAAGCUUUGCUGCUGUAAAGCAAGAAAACAUUGGAGCUACAGAAAAACCAGACUACUAUUCAGCCAAAGGAACAGUGAUAUUCAUGAGGAAAGAGAACUGCAUGUAUCAGGCCUGCCCUAAAAUGGAUUGUAACAAGAAGGUGGUUGACCAGUCAAAUGGUUUGUACAGGUGUGAAAAGUGCCAGCUGGAGUACCCGAACUACAAAUGGAGGAUGAUCUUAUCGGCCAAUCUUGCAGACUAUUCUGACAACCAGUGGGUGACUUGCUUCCAAGAAACUACAGAAACUCUACUUGGCAAGUCAGCAGAUGAACUGGGCAGUCUCAGAGAAUCGGAUGAGGCCAGCUUUGAUCAGAUAUUCCAGGAGGCCACUUUCAAGUCUUACACAUUCAAGCUCAGGGCCAAGCAGGAGACAUAUAAUGAUGAAAGCAGACUAAAGACCAUUGUUGUCAACGCCACACCUAUUGAUUAUCGGGAAUACAACCGUAAACUGAUCCAGGAUAUUGAGAAAAUGGCUGGCAUGAUAUAAAGAUGCAUCUUUUGUCUGCGACUUUCUUGAAGCAUUUGGGGAAAAUGUUUUACCAUAUUCAGAUGGAUAGAUUUACAUGCUGAGUGGAAAUAAUAGAAGACAGAAACUCAUAUUAACUUCUUUUGGAUCACUGAAUAACAAAAGUGGUAGUGAAAUUUGCUGGAAGAGAAAUGGUCUUUCUGUCUAAUGUUUAAAGGACAGCUGCCUGAUGAAAUGCAAGGUGUAAUUUAAAAGGAGUGAUAGUUUUUUCACAUUAAGAGUUUAAGAUGAGAUAUAAUUGAUUUUUUCCUGUUGAGUAGAGAUGUUGCCCACUUAUUAUUUGUUAAAGUAAAAGCACCCACUAUAUACUUUGAGUAUAAACAAAAUCGCUAAUAAAGAUGUGAAAGAAUUUUUACAGGUUUUUCGGUAGUAAAUAUUGUUUCUUACUCGCAAGUUGUUACUGAAGCGAAUCGUUCACAAACGGCUUACCUGUAAUAUAUUAUGUAAUAAAACAUCAAUUAAAGAUGACAAUGACAUAA
Molecule: messenger RNA, 2548 nt
Organism: Lingula anatina
Lineage: Eukaryota; Metazoa; Brachiopoda; Lingulata; Lingulida; Lingulidae
Product: replication protein A 70 kDa DNA-binding subunit
Biological process (GO): DNA repair; DNA recombination; DNA replication
Cellular component (GO): nucleus
Molecular function (GO): DNA binding
Source: RefSeq, a predicted model, not a curated record